Molecule: messenger RNA, 1431 nt
Organism: Westerdykella ornata
Lineage: Eukaryota; Fungi; Ascomycota; Dothideomycetes; Pleosporales; Sporormiaceae
Product: ribulose-phosphate 3-epimerase
Exons: 4
Coding region: 409-1167 (252 amino acids)
Biological process (GO): pentose-phosphate shunt, non-oxidative branch; pentose-phosphate shunt; carbohydrate metabolic process
Cellular component (GO): cytosol
Molecular function (GO): metal ion binding; D-ribulose-phosphate 3-epimerase activity
Source: RefSeq, a predicted model, not a curated record
GUUUCUGCUGCGCCGUGAAACAAACCAAACCAUCCCCUGGAGUGCCUGAGCCUACUGGCCAAAGAACGGAUUGUCUGCGGAAAGUCGCAUAACGUACUGCAAGUCUCAACAAGAAGUUGCCAAGCCACGACUUCUACUGUGUAGCUGCCUCGCGUCCGCCCCGCCCCUCCCCCACGUUUUCCGGUCUGGCGUCUCGCCGAGGAGCUGCACCUGUGCAUCACCAAAGCCGUUCGCGCCUGCAACAUCACACCGAACAAUUGCAAGCCACCAGCGCAGUGCUACACCCAUUACGCUAUCUACACUCCCUUUCUCCAGCAUCACAGUUCAAUCUCCACUGCCACUCGCUCUCCUCCCGCUAUUGGCAUCCUGCACCCCGCCAUCAAUUCUCCCCAUAUCAGAGACGCCGCCAUGUCUCCCCCGGCCAUCAUUGCACCCUCCAUUCUGUCCGCCGAUUUCGCCGAGCUGGGCAAGGCAUGCUCCGAUACAAUAAAGCAAGGUGCUGACUGGUUACACGUCGACAUCAUGGAUGGUCAUUUUGUGCCCAACAUGACCUUUGGCGCCCCUGUAGUCACCAAAAUUCGUUCACAUGUUGACCACCCGAAUGCUGCCCACGGGAAGGGGACGUUUGAUUGCCACAUGAUGAUUGCAGAGCCCAAGCGCUGGGUUCGCGAUUUUCAAAAAGCCGGCUGCGACCUAUACUGUUUCCAUUACGAAGCCGCUAUUUCCUCAACCGCCGCCGACACCCCCUCAGGACAGUCCGACAAGAAGACGUCGCCUAAGGAACUCAUUCGCUUCAUCCACGAGCUUGGCAUGCAAGCUGGUAUCGCGAUAAAACCGAAGACGUCUGUAGAUGUGCUUUGGGAUAUAUUAGAGAAUCCCGUGAAGGAAGAGCGGCCAGAUAUGGUCCUCGUCAUGACCGUCGAACCCGGCUUCGGCGGCCAAUCCUUCAUGGCCUCCGAACUUCCCAAGGUCACCGCCCUGCGCGAAAGGUACCCCGAUCUGCACAUCGAGGUGGACGGCGGCUUGAAUGAGCAUACCAUCGAUCAAGCAGCCGAAGCGGGCGCCAAUGUUAUUGUAGCCGGGAGUGCCGUGUUUGGUGCGCAGGAUCCGGCGGAGGUGAUUUCGAAGCUGAGGGAGGCGGUGGAGAGGAGAAGGGGAAAGCUGUGAUUGAGUUUUUUGGGGCGUCUUGUGGCAUAGAGGACCGUCAGUUUAGAUAUCGCCUGCCAGCGCCUGUUUUCCGAUGAGUUGUUGAGGGGAAGUGAUGAUUUUAUGAGUAGAGCGUCUAGCAUUUUCACGCAGCAUCUGUGGAGCGCCUAUGGACCUUGAAUUCACGGUAUCCACAUCGAGUCUUCCCAGCGUUACCUCGCAACAUUGAAAUACGCAUCCAACUAUAAGCUGAGGUAGAUCCAUACGCAGGUACGCGCCCCCAAU